This is a messenger RNA of Coregonus sp. 'balchen', 26599 nucleotides long. NCBI's taxonomy places the organism in Eukaryota, Metazoa, Chordata, Actinopteri, Salmoniformes, Salmonidae. The record is from the annotation of a GenBank genome assembly.
CGUCCCCAUACCCGGUACUCAUUGCGGAAAAGCCUCUCACUGCGGACCCAUGUGAAAACGCACGGUGGGAGAACGUGCUCAAGAGGCAUUGACCAGCGGAAAACCGUGGUGACCAUGUAAGUUGCUGUCUGCACCUCAUGAAUUGAUGCAAAAGACGAGGUAGCCUACUUUACUGCCGCGUUUCUACUGUAUGCUUGUACCACGCAUGUUUUGCCAACAAUGGGCUAUGAAUAGGAUAAUGACAUAGUAGUAAUAAUAAUAAUGCAAUUCUCAAUUAUUUUUGAAUCUAAAAAAAUCCGACAGAGCAACGCCAGUCAGUGUCAUUCGCUCAAUGGCUCAAUGACACAACGUGAUGCAGUGCCUCCGUGAUAGACAUGUAUAAUAAGGGGGAAAGGCACUUGUUAAUUCCCUCCUUGCUGCAUCUCUCACAGUCAAAGUAUUAAGACACGUUCACCUGACUUCCCCCCUAAUUCCCUUCUUUGCUGCAUCCCUCACUGCAUUUGAGAGACACAUCACAUUCACCUUAUCUACACCCAUAGUGUACCAGGCAGCAAACACAAUCUGUCAGCCCAUCUCUGCUUGUCUGGUUCCUAAUGGGUCUGACUCUGACUGUGUCCCCCCAUCUGGUGUGCUUUGCUUACAGGUCCAUUCAUAUUGUUGCGCUGGGCAGUGAGUGCCCCGGGGGAGUGGGGCCAGGAGAAGAGGCCAUGGGUCAGGGCCAGCUCCAGGGGGGCCUGCUGUGGAGUUAUUUGGGCCACGGCGCCAUGGCCGGAGGGCCUGAGGAGAGCAGCCUGUCCAACCCGGCCUUCAUGGAGUACACGUCCCACGUUUUUGGAGACGUCACUGUGGUGGUGCAGGACUGCCCUAGCUGGGUAAGUGUGUGUGUGUGUGUGUGUGUGUGUGUGUGUGUGUGCGUUUAGGCUCUGGAGCUGAUGGGGUGGGUGAUUAUUUUUCUAUUAUUUCUCAGUUUUUCUCUGCAUUGUUGGGAAGGGCACUUAAGUAAGAAUUUCACUGUUAGUCUACUUUCCUGAGCUUUGUCUUCUCCUCAACGGUGGCAAAUCUUUUCCCUUUCAGAAUAGAUUUCAUUAGUGGAGACAGAUGGAGGUUAUCAGGGUCCAAGCCAGUCCAAUAAGCAGGCAGGGAAGAAAGGCAUUUGUUUGGUCAGAAGAACAUUGUCAUUGUAAAGAAGUGAGUGAGUCAGUCUGCCAGCCUCUGUUUGUGUUUUGUUUACCUGGUUGCCUUGAGUGUGAGGAGCGCUCUUGAGAUGCACACACAUUUUGAAUUCCAAAAAUGUUUUCAGCAAGGGCAGCGGAACAAAUCUAACCACUUCUUCUCAGAGGGCGUAAAAAUGAAUGUACUGUUCAGGGGUUCCCAAACUCUUUCACUCAGGCCCCCCCCCCCCCCCCCCCCCCCCCCUCUCCGCGCACGUGCCACAUCUAUUUCUAUGGGCACAAGCACUGUUCAUGACACAAACUGUUCACACCCCUUCUUGUUGGUAGAGAGAAAAUUUUGCAGUUUUAAUGCUCAUUUUCUAGCAUUUCUAUACAUUUUGAUAUGUUUAAUGUGUAUUCAUGUGAUAUUUAAGUGACUCAAACAUUACAACAACAUCUAUGGGCUAAAACACCUAUCUAAAAAAGGUUAGCUGACAUGGGCUAGUUGAUCUGAACAUUUCUGACAAGUUAUAAAUAGCUGUCUAAGGUAUGCAAUGACUGACAUGACAAGUGGAAAACUGAUUAUGCACUACCCAAUUUCGAAAUUGCACCUUGUGCAUUCUACUAUUACAACUUUUAAGAGUUAAUUGAAAGCCGGAGGGGUUGGCCCCCCCGCUGACCCCUUGCGCACCCCACAGGUUGGGAACCACUGCUGUAGAUGAUGCGAUAGCAUAGCUGAGAUAGCAUGUAAUUAAGCGUACUACUGUUACUAUUUUCAAUCUUUUGCCGGUAUAGAACCUUUGUGGCCUGGCUAGUUUAGGCCAGACCUGGGUUCAAAUACUAUUUGAAAUCUUUCAAAUAUGUGAGCGUUGGCUUUAGUCUGUCUGGAGUCCCAUAUGUGCGGGGUAUGAAGUUUUGAGACCAUUCUAUUGGUGUCUUUAAGCCAGGCAAGCUGAAUCAAGACCAGCUAAAGUAAUUGAAAUUAUUUCAAAUAGUAUUUGAACCCAGGUCUGAUGGAGACUGAUCACAAGUCUCAAUUAACAGUUAUUUUAAGGGGGGAUGAGGCUUAAACUGGAUCCGGGAAACGGGCCCUAUAAUGUUGAUGCAUUCGAGAUGUGUGUGUGACAGACAUUGCAAAUUCACAAACAUUAUCUUGUAAGAGGAGGCUGGUUUGAUGUUGAUCUGUUUUCUUGUAUACUGAAAACACCAGCACCUUGUGUCACGCUUAAACAGCCUUGGUUAUCAGUGCAAACUUGUAGUGCAGAUAUUUGGGAGUCUCGGCCAUGACAGUACAUGGCCUUCAGAUUGCAGGACUGUAUAGGACAAAGGCAAAGCAGCUAGCAAGCUACUGCUCAGUGUCAGCUGUCAUGGGCAGCCUAGCUGUUUGGAGAAGGAGGUGCUUUCUGUAUCCAUAACUGUCCAGAUAUCCGUGUCCUCUAAAAUGUUUGAAUCCUUCUCGACUGUAAUAUGAUUUGUGGAUUCAAAGAAAGUAUUUAAAAUGUGUGUAUGUACUCUGUGUGUGGACAGGAUCUGUUGGACAGUGACUGGGCCAGUGUGCGGAGCGUUCUAGAACAGGCUGACAUCCUGGUCAUCAAGUACUCGAUCAACGACAAGCUGGCCUUCCAGCAGGUGCGCAACGGUUAUGCCCCUAGACUCCGCCCCCUGCUACGUCACUGGGGCGUGCCCGUCAUUUUGGUUGCUGUGGGCGCCCGCCUAAACGGUGAGAUCCCAUUGGUCUAUCCUUGACCACACCACCAUUUUGACCUGUUGUGUCUUCUUGUGCUGUAUUGCCAUGCACUUACCACAUGCCAGGUCGUCAUGGUAAAUAAAUAAAACAUCUUAAUUGACCUGCCUGGUUAAAUUAAGAUUAUAUUUUGUAUCAUGAGUCAAGUGGUGAAGUUUUGCCUCAUAGCACUUCCUGUAUAGAAAUACUGACAAUGAUUGGUUAUGUGGCCUCUCACACUAUUCAUCCAACCAUGUUUAUGACAUCUGACAUAACUCUGUUGUUACGAUUCAAACUAAUAUCAUCCAAAAAUCACAUCAUUUUGGGUCUUUUGAAAUAGUCUUAAUUAAUUGAUCUUUAUAUUUGCACAUUUUACAAAUAUGGCUUACCAAACGAUUGCUACAUUAAAUACUGUAGGAGCAGGGAAAAUGGCUGAAGGAGUGGAUUUGUCUUUUCCCUGUACUCUCAGUUAAGAGGAUGAUGCUCAUCUUAUGAUCAAAUCUCAAACAGGCCCCAGGCUUUUGACUCUAAGUAAUGUGUCUUUGUGGCUAAAACAACAAACAAACCAAGCAUAAUAUGGUGCAAGAAAGAAGUAGGUAAAGUCCAAAACCUGACACACACAAAACUACAGUAAAUCUUUGAGUGGUACAUUGUGACAUGUAGCAUUUCCCAGGUCGGUGUUAUUAAACUAGCAAAGUAUUAACCAUCAAGCACACUUUAAUGUCUAUAUCCGUCACCAAAAGUCAUUUUUAUUUCAGUGGUGUAAACAAAUACACCACAUUCGUGAUGGGUUACUUUUUAGCUCAGUGAGAUGCUUUUAGAUCUUGCCAGAGCUUCAUUGCAAGAUGAUAAUAGUAUUUGAUAACUCUUUGGUGGUGAGAGAGGGGGGCUUGAGGGAUAGUGGUGGACCUGACACUAUGUUUUUGUGUUGUUUUGUCGCUGCUUUAUUGUCUAUGCUAAUGACAGCUGUGUUUCCUGUUGCCUUUGUUAGGAGACCACCUAGGGCAGAAUCAUUUCAGGGCACGUCACAUACUGUACACACACACCACAAACAGUGUCUAGCUUUCACUCUAUGCCUGUAGUUUUAUUAGCAGAGUGAUUUAUCCCUUGCAUUUGGCAAUGAGCAGACCGCCUCACUCUUUCUGUCUCUCUCUCUGGCUCCUUCUCUACUUUUAUGCUGUUUCUAUAUGUCUUUACUCCUCCCUGCAUUUCCCUGUAAUUUUCUCUUCAUAUUCUCACUCUCUGCAUGUAGGCUGCAGUAUGCACAUGCAGGGUGUGCCUAUGUGCAUGCAUUGUAAAUCGGUCUGAAUUUCAGUAUGUUGUUAUAUCUUUGAUGGAUAAAAUCAAAUCUUGAGAUGUUCUGCUGGAAGUUCUGUGGGUAAUACCUAAUUAUUUUGCAUGUGUGCGUGUAGAGGAGCUAACUGUUGUCCUGUCUCACUCACCUCUUCCCUGUCCCCUCACUGUCCAGAUGAGGGGCCCCCCUGCACGUGCCCCCUGUGUGCAUCAGACUGGAGCAGCUGUGUCCCCCAUAGUGAGGGCCUGCAGCUCUCUAGGGACCUGGGGGCCACUUACCUGGAGCUGCCCUCCCUCAACCACGUCUUUGUGGGUCGCUACUUUGGCAGCGUGGUAAGCCAGUUAUUAACUGAAUAUAUUGUUUGAUGGUGUGAUUUAUGAUUGGUGUGAUCUAUGUUAUCAUUCAUCAUUGAUGAUGCAGAUGGCAAAGUAUUAUGUUAUUGGCCCUAGUGCUAGUGAAGAUAAGAAUGGGGUCUGCUAAAUGACGUAAAUGUGCCCUUGAGCAAGGCACUUAACCCUAAUUGCUCCUGUAAGUCGCUCUGGAUAAGAGCGUCUGCUAAAUGACUAAAAUGUAAAUGUAAAUGUAAUGGGGACUGGCUGCUAUGUGAUUAAAAUGUUCUAUUGGUGUGUGUGGGUUUAUGCUAACUAGCGUGUGUUUGUGUAUGUAUUCAGCUGGAGUACUUCAUGAUUCAGUGUUUGAAGCAGAAGGCCAAAGAGAGGCCAGAGAAGAGGCGGGGCAACAAGAUGAAUGAGCCCCAUCCCCCUCAUCUGGAACAGCCAGGUGAGAGACUGGCAAUGCAAUAUGAGGGCCCCCUUUAAAUAAUUUCUAUGUGUCUAUGUAUUAUAUCAACUUUACUUGUGGUGUUCCUCAGGGAUCAAUUAUCAACCCUUUCUUGUUCUCUCUGCACAUGCUACUGUUAUUGUUAACAUGCUACUAGAUAUUAUUGUUGACUUAAAUUAUAUUUUCAAUUUUUUCCAAAUCACCCAACCGUAUGUGACUCUUUAAUAACCAACCAAAUACACAGUUGAAGUUUUAACCACACCUAUAGCAGACACAGGUUAGUGGAAUAGUGUUAAGAUUUCUUCGACAAUUGCUCCAAUAUAAUAGAUUCAUUACUUUUAGGGAUUUAUUAUUGCAUGGAUCCAAGGUUUGUGAGAUCUGAGAUGAGAACGCCAGGGCUAUUUUUGGCUCAUGGGCUUAAUUUUGAAUUAUGAAAAGAGAGUAAUUGCGCACAUCCAAACAUGGCACAGGAGCUGGACAAAUAAAGCAAUGAAAAUGAAUGCAGACUCACCGUUUGCUGCUCCUAAAGAAGAGUUAGUGAAGCUUAGUGAUAGUACAACAAUACUCAAGUGACGAAGAUCAUAUCAUGUUGGUUGAAACAUUGUUGAAACGUUGUCGCUUCAAUAGAAGAUCACAUUUUGGAGUAGCAAACAGUGAGUGGACAAUUUUCUUCCUUUACUAUAUAUAGAAUAUAGACUUUUAUUGCUUUAUCAAAGUUUCGAAUGAUCUGUUAGUCAGCCCUUCACCCUAUAGUGUUCAUUAUUUUUGUCUUUAUUCCUGUAAAUGUGUUAUUACAAAUAUUACAUCUAUCUAUGUUCAUGGACACAGAAAUGGAACACACGGCUAAGCCGGCCGUGACCGGGAGUCCCAUAGGGCGGCGCACAGUUGGCCCAGCGUCGUCCGGGUUAGGGGAGAGUUUCGCCGGGGGGCUUUACUUGGCUCAUCGUACUCUAGUGACUCCUUGUGGCGGGCCGGGCGCCUGCAGGCUGACCUCGGUCGUCAGUUGAACAGUGUUUCCUCCAACACAUUAGUGCAGCUGGUUUCCGGGUUAAGCAAGCGGGUGUUAAGAAGCACGGCUUGGCGGGUCAUGUUUCGGAGGACGCAUGACUCGACCUUCGCCUCUCCCGAGCCCAUUGGGGAGUUGCAGCGAUGAGACAAGAUCGUAAUCACGAAAUUGGGGAGAAAAAAGGGGGCUAAAAUUACUAAACAAAUAUAAAAAAUAAGAACACACGGCUAAGCUACAGUUAACAUACUGAAUAUAGCAUCCUUGCCAUUUAGCCACUAUGUCUGAUGAACUUUGACUUGGUGAUUGACAGAUAAGAGCAACACUGCCAAAGUGGGUGCGUGGGUGGGCUGGGUUGGCUGGUGCCCGUCCAACUACUUAACUUUCUCUCUUUAUAGUGUACAGUCCAUGAAAUAUGAAGUGCAUUGAUUCCUGGACAGCCUUGCCUGUAUACCAGGCUAAAACAGAGUGGCCAUAAAAAAGUGAUGAGGUGCACAGGGGGACAGCGUGGAUUAAGCAUUAAUAGGUUUAUAAUAGGACAGUGAUUUACAUAGCUUCACACUAGGAACCCCCUCCUCUGUCUCUCGCUCUGUUUCUCUUCUACUUAAGUCUCUGCUUUUCCCUCAUCCCUCGUUGCCACGCCCAACUCCCUAAGCUAACUGUCUGAUCAUCUUUCUGUUCUCCCUCUCUUUUUUUCCUCAUCAAUCCUUUAUUCUUUCGCCCCCUCUUUCAACCUUCUCCCUUCCAUUCUCUCUCUCUCUGUUUCUUUCUCUCUUUCUCUUGAUCUCUCUCUCUCUAACCUUCCCCCUUUUUAAUCCAUCGGAGCUGCAUACGUAACGAUGUUGACACUUACUCUUCCCAUUUUCCCUCUGUGCUUUUACUCUUCCCUUUUCCCUUUUCUCUCUUUACUGAACCCAUCCCUCACUCCAUCCCUUCAGCGCGUCUUCCCCCCAUCCGAGUGGAGGAGUCCAGCUUCUCUAAGGACCUACAGUGGCUGCUGGAGCGUGGCAUCCAGUUCGCCGACGUGGCCUUCUACUCCGGGGACUCUGGGAAGGAACUGGGCUGGGGGCACGCCGCUGUGCUCUGUGCCGUCAGCCCCUAUUUCAGACAGCUGCUGCUGGGCCCCAAGGCCAGGGAGAGGCCCAUAUCACGCUGCGCCUGCCGGGGGGAUGGCCGGGGGGACGGCCGGGGGGAUGGAGGCCCCCCAUCGCUGCUCUCCACCUGGGAUGGGGGCCUGGGCAUGGAGGACGGGUCGCGGCCUGACGGGCAUCUGGCCGGACGGCUAUCACGCCUGGUGGUGAAGGACCCACUGCUGUGCCUGUGCCUGUGGGAGACACUCAUGUUCCUCUACCGAGGUAAACUACUGGUUUAAGUGCUGUUGCUUUGAAACAAGCUUCAAUUUCAACGUUAGUUUAAGUGGCAAGUGCUUUAAGCAUGUGGAGCAGCACUAGAGAGUGAGGCUUUAGCCAAGUGAGCUAAUGUUGUCUGCUUUGGUGGGUGCAAUCAUUUACAAUGGAUCAUUUACCAUCACUGUACGAAACAUACUGCUACGACUCUAUCCGUAGUCUCCAUUGUGUGUGUGUGUUGGCUGUGCUCAGUCAUGGUACCACAUAAAGAUCAUCAGUGUUUAAUUAAGAUGAUUUUACCCUCCAUUUACCCUGCAUUGUGAACCAAACUAACCAAUUAAUCUUUUCCUUGAGUCGACCUACCGUUGUCUUGGAGGAAAUUUCAGCGAGAAAGCUUUGUCACAGCUUGGAAUUAAUCUCCUGAAUGAGGUGUUUGUGGGAUAUUACCCUGCGCUGGGUGUUAAAUUAAUCCUUGUAUCAGCUAAAGUACCUCCAUAAAAAACUGAGUGAUGAGCUAAUACCCCUCUAACUCACCUCCUCCUGCCGCAAUGGUCUGUUUCCCUUCUUAUAUGAAGGAAUACUCCACCCACCCCUUCAACCUUCAAGGCUGCCUGAAGGACUGUUGUUUGAUGAUUUCAAGGAUUAUGCAAAUUGAAGAGAUGUCUCCGUUUUCUGCCUUUUCCUUGGGAUACUAACUCACAAUCAAUGUUUUGUCUUUCUCGCAGGUACUUUCUGAAAAGUAGGCUACUGUGAUGUAGUUAUGAGUGUGACUCAUAUGCGACUCCGUGGAUCUUUUUGUAUUUGCAUUGGUGUUCCUACAAUAUUAUGUGAUAUGAGAGAGAGUAUACAAGGUUGUUUAUAUUUGAGUCAAUAACCAUGUUUCCAUCCACAGUUUUUAUGCGAGUAAAGUAAAAAAUCAUGACAGCUGUGAUGGAAGUUUUGGGACAAUUUUAUUCUGGUGACAUGAUGAUCGAAGCUUGACUGCCGUUUGACAAAUAAAUAUUCUCGCUCUUAUCCAUAAUAAUCUCAUCAUGUAGACUACCCGCACUGUAUCUGCCAGCUGUUGGCUAGAGUGCAUGUGCCAAGACUAGAAUAGGCCCAUUUGCUAUUUAAUGCAACAGUUUUUGUGACAAAACUAAUCGGUAGAGUUGAAAAUGCAACUCCCCCCCCCAAUUCGUCAGGCCAUGGACUCUACAAGGUGUCGAAAGCGUUCCACAGGGAUGCUGGCCCAUGUUGAAUCCAAUGCUUCCCACAGUUGUGUCAAGUUGACUGGAUGUCCUUUGGGUAGUGGGCCAUUCAUGAGACACACAGAAAACUGUUGAGCAUGAAAAAUCAAGCAGCGUUGCAGUUCUUGACACAAACCGGUGCACCUGGCACCUACUACCAUACCCCGUUCAAAGGCACUUAAAUCUUUUGUUUUGCCCAUUCACCCUCUGAAUGGCACACAUGCACAAUCCAUGUCUCAAUUGUCUCAAGACUUAAAAAUCCUUCACUAACCUGUCUCCUCCCCUUCAUCUAUACUGAUUGAAGUGGAUUUAACAAGUGACAUCAAUAAGGGAUCAUAGCUUUCACCUGCAUUCACCUGGUCAGUCUGUCAUGGAAAGAGCAUGUUUUGUAUACUCAGUGUUUGUUUCUGCGGUAUACAUGUGUGAAAGAGAUCAAUCGAACUCGAACAAAACAAUGGAAACGCCCCUCACGCGUCCCGCCGAAAAUAUUCUGAAUCUUUAUUUAUUUUUAUUUUAUUUCACCUUUAUUUAACCAGGUAAGCCAGUUGAGAACAAGUUCUCAUUUACAACUGCGACCUGGCCAAGAUAAAGCAAAGCAGUGCGAUAAAAACAACAACACAGAGUUACAUACAGUGGAGAAAAAAAGUAUUUAGUCAGCCACCAAUUGUGCAAGUUCUCCCACUUAAAAAGAUGAGAGAGGCCUGUAAUUUUCAUCAUAGGUACACGUCAACUAUGACAGACAAAAUGAGAAACAAAAAUCCAGAAAAUCACAUUGUAGGAUUUUUUAUGAAUUUAUUUGCAAAUUAUGGUGGAAAAUAAGUAUUUGGUCAAUAACAAAAGUUUCUCAAUACUUUGUUAUAUACCCUUUGUUGGCAAUGACACAGGUCAAACGUUUUCUGUAAGUCUUCACAAGGUUUUCACACACUGUUGCUGGUAUUUUGGCCCAUUCCUCCAUGCAGAUCUCCUCUAGAGCAGUGAUGUUUUGGGGCUGUCGCUGGGCAACACAGACUUUCAACUCCCUCCAAAGAUUUUCUAUGGGGUUGAGAUCUGGAGACUGGCUAGGCCACUCCAGGACCUUGAAAUGCUUUUUACGAAGCCUCUCCUUCGUUGCCCGGGCGGUGUGUUUGGGAUCAUUGUCAUGCUGAAAGACCCAGCCACGUUUCAUCUUCAAUGCCCUUGCUGAUGGAAGGAGGUUUUCACUCAAAAUCUCACGAUACAUGGCCCCAUUCAUUCUUUCCUUUACACAGAUUAGUCGUCCUGGUCCCUUUGCAGAAAAACAGCCCCAAAGCAUGAUGUUUCCACCCCCAUGCUUCACAGUAGGUAUGGUGUUCUUUGGAUGCAACUCAGCAUUCUUUGUCCUCCAAACACGACGAGUUGAGUUUUUACCAAAAAUAUAUUUUGGUUUCAUCUGACAUUCUCCCAAUCCUCUUCUGGAUCAUCCAAAUGCACUCUAGCAAACUUCAGACGGGCCUGGACAUGUACUGGCUUAAGCAGGGGGACACGUCUGGCACUGCAGGAUUUGUGUCCCUGGCGGCGUAGUGUGUUACUGAUGGUAGGCUUUGUCACUUUGGUCCCAGCUCUCUGCAGGUCAUUCACUAGGUCCCCCCGUGUGGUUCUGGGAUUUUUGCUCACCAUUCUUGUGAUCAUUUUGACCCCACGGGGUGAGAUCUUGCGUGGAGCCCCAGAUCGAGGGAGAUUAUCAGUGGUCUUGUAUGUCUUCCAUUUCCUAAUAAUUGCUCCCACAGUUGAUUUCUUCAAACCAAGCUGCUUACCUAAUGCAGAUUCAGUCUUCCCAGCCUGGUGCAGGUCUACAAUUGUGUUUCUGGUGUCCUUUGACAGCUGUUUGGUCUUGGCCGUAGUGGAGUUUGGAGAGUGACUGUUUGAGGUUGUGGACAGGUGUCUUUUAUACUGAUAACAAGUUCAAACAGGUGCCAUUAAUACAGGUAACGAGUGGAGGACAGAGGAGCCUCUUAAAGAAGAAGUUACAUGUCUGUGAGAGCCAGAAAUCUUGCUUGUUUGUAGGUGACCAAAUACUUAUUUUCCACCAUAAUUUGCAAAUAAAUUCAUUAAAAAUCCUAUAAUGUGAUUUUCUGUAUUUUUUUUCCUCAAUUUGUCUGUCAUAGUUGACGUGUACCUAUGAUGAAAAUUACAGGCCUCUCUCAUCUUUUUAAGUGGGAGAACUUGCACAAUUGGUGACUGACUAAAUACUUUUUUUCCCCACUGUAUGGGGUAAAAAAAACAAAGUCAAAAAAUACAACAGAAAAUAUAUAUACAGUGUGUGCAAAUGUAGCAAGUUAUGGAGGUAAGGCAAUAGGCUAUAAAUAAAUAGGCUAUAGUGCAAAAUAAUUACAAUUAGUAUUAACAUUUUCUAUAUUAGCAUUAUACUCCUCAAUGCCGCCCAGCAAAAUUAGCAUUAAGGUUAAUGUGUAUGUCACACUAUUUUGGGGUAAAGAUCAGAGUAUAAUGCUAAUAUGGAUGUCAACCCCAGUACAUGUCCACGUCAUCGUUGCCAAUCAACUGCAUUACACUUUUAAAAAACGACCCAUUUCCACAUGGCUAGCCAUGCUACCAGCUUACAUGAACGGGAGUUAGCAUUUAGCAGACAUUUUUUCUAAACCCGAAAAUGACAAAUAUUUCCAGAUCGGAUUUUAGUAACCACAUUGUGGGCCUGUUAGAACACUUACAUCAUGACGGAUUUGAGGAAUAUCCAAUUUGUUAGAUCAGAUUUUUUGAAUGGGCACCAAUUUCUUUCCCUCAUGGUCUGCAUUCCAUUGACCUCUUUACCACAUCUAUAUAUACAGUUGAAGUCAGAAGUUUACAUACACUUUAGCCAAAUACAUCUAAACUCAGUUUUUCACAAUUCCUGACAUUUAAUCCUAGUAAAGAUUCCCUGUUUUAGGUCCGUUAGGAUCACCACUUUAUUUUAAGAAUGUGAAAAGUCAGAAUAAUAGUAGAGAGUGAUAUAUUUCAGCUUUUAUUUCUUUCAUCACAUUCCCAGUGAGUCAGAAGUUUACAUACACUCAAUUAGUAUUUGGUAGCAUUGCUUUUACAUUUUUUACCUUGGGUCUUAUGUUUCGGGUAGCCUUCCACAAGCUUCCCACAAUAAGUUGAGUGAAUUUUGGCCCAUUCCUCCUGACAGAGCUGGUGUAACUGAGUCAGGUUUGUUGGCCUCCUUGCUCGCACACGCUUUUUCAGUUCUGCCCAAACAUUUUCUAUAGGAUUGAGGUCAGGGCUUUGUGAUGACCACUCCAAUACCUUGACUUUGUUGUCCUUAAGCCAUUUUGCCACAACUUUGGAAGUAUGCUUGGGGUCAUUGUCCAUUUGGAAGACCCAUUUGCGACCAAGCUUUAACUUCCUGACUGAUGUCAUGAGAUGUUGCUUCAAUAUAUCUACAUCAUUUUCCUUCCUCAUGAUGCCAUCUAUUUUGUGAAGUGCACCAGUCCCUCCUGCAGCAAAGCACCCCCACAGCAUGAUGCCGCCAUCCCCGUGCUUCACGGUUGGGAUGGUGUUCUUCGGCUUGCAAGCAACCCCCUUUUUCCUCCAAACAUAACGAUGGUCAUUAUGGCCAAACAGUUCUAUUUUUGUUUCAUCAGACCAGAGAACAUUUCUCCAAAAAGUAAGGUCUUGUCCCCAUGUGCUGUUGCAAACCGUAGUCUGGCUUUUUUAUGGCGGUGUUGGAGCAGUGGCUUCUUCCUUGCUGAGCGGCCUUUCAGGUUAUGUCGAUAUAGGACUCGUUUUACUGUAGAUAUAGAUACUUUUGUACCUGUUUCCUCCAGCAUCUUCACAAGGUCCUUUGCUGUUGUUCUGGGAUUGAUUUGCACUUUUCGCACCAAAGUACGUUAAUCUCUAGGAGACAGAACGCGUCUCCUUCCUGAGCGGUAUGACGGCUGCGUGGUCCCAUGGUGUUUAUACUUGCGUACUAUUGUUUGUAUAGAUGAACGUGGUACCUUCAGGCGUUUGGAAAUUGCUCCCAAGGAUGAACCAGACUUUUUUUUUUCUGAGGUAUUGGCUGAUUUCUUUUGAUUUUCCCAUGAUGUACAUCCACAAGUACACUUCCAAUUGACUCAAAUGAUGUCAAUUAGCCUAUCAGAAGCUUCUAAAGCCAUGACAUCAUUUUCUGGAAUUUUCCAAGCUGUUUAAAGGCACAGUCAACUUAGUGUAUGUAAACUUCUGACCCACUGAAAUUGUGAUACAGUGAAUUAUAAGUGAAAUAAUCUGCCUGUAAACAAUUGUUGGAAAAAUUACUUGCCCUAACCGACUUGCCAAAACUAUAGUUUGUGAACAAGAAAUUUGUGGAGUAGUUGAAAAACUAGUUUUAAUGACUUCAACCUAAGUGUAUGUAAACUUCCGACUUCAACUGUAUAUAUAUAUAUAUAUAUAUAUACAUAUAUAUAUAUAUAUAUAUAUAUAUAUAUGAGUAUUAUAGUGUUUCUAUGAUAUACAGUGCAUUCGGAAAGUAUUCAGACCUCUUGACCUUUUCCACAUUUUGUUACGUUACAGCCUUAUUCUAAAAUGGAUUAAAUAGUUUUUUUGUCCUCAUCAAUCUACACAUACCCCAUAAUGACAAAGCAAAAACAGGUUUUUAGAAAUGUUUACAUUUACAUAAAUAUUCAGACCCUUUACUCAGUACUUUUUUGAAGCACCUUUGGCAGCGAUUACAGCCUCGAGUCUUCUUGGGUAUGAUGCUACAAGCUUGGCACACCUGUAUUUGGGGAGUUUCUCCCAUUCUUCUCUGCAGAUCCUCUCAAGCUCUGUCAGGUUGGAUGGGGAGCGUCGCUGCACAGCUAUUUUCAGGUCUCUCCAGAGAUGUUCGAUCGGGUUCAAGUCCGGGCUCUGGCUGGGCCACUCAAGGACAUUCAGAGACUUGUCCCGAAGCCACUCCUGCGCUGUCUUGGCUGUGUGCUUAGGGUCGAUGUCCUGUUGGGAAGGUGAACCUUCGCCCCAGUCUGAGGUUCUGAGCGCUGUGGAGCAGGUUUUCAUCAAGGAUCUCUCUGUACUUUGCUCAGUUCAUCUUUCCCUCGAUCCUGACAAGUCUCCCAGUCCCUGCCGCUGAAAAACAUCCCCACAGCAUGAUGCUACCACCCAUGCUUCACCGUAGGGAUGGUGCCAGGUUUCCACCAGACGUGACACUUGGCAUUCAGGCCAAAGAAUUCAAUCUUUGUUUCAUCAGACCUGAGAGUCCUUUAGGUGCCUUUUGGCAAACUCCAAGUGGGCUGUCAUGUGCCUUUCACUGAGGAGUUGCUUCCGUCUGGCCACUCUACCAUGAAGGUCUGAUUGGUGGGAUGCUGCAGAGAUGGUUGUCCUUCUGGAAGGUUCUCCCAUCUACACAGAGGAACUCUGGAGCUUUGUCAGAGUGACCAUCGGGUUCUUGGUCACAUCCUUGACCAAGGCCCUUCUCCCCCGAUUGCUCAGUUUGGCCGGUCGGCCAGCUCUAGGAAGAGUCUUGGUGGUCCCAAACAUCUUCCAUUUAAGAAUGAUGGAGGCCAUUGUGUUCUUGGGGACCUUCAAUGCUGCAGACAUUUCUUGGUAGCCUUCCCCAGAUCUGUGCCUCAACACAAUCCUGUCUCGGAGCUCUACAGACAAUUCCUUUGACCUCAUGGCUUGGUUUUUGCUCUGACAUGCACUGUCAACUGUGGGACCUUAUAUAGACAGGUGUGUGCCUUUCCAAAUCAUGUCCAAUGAAUUGAAUUGACCACAGGUGCUCCAAUCAAGUUGUAGAAACAUCUAAAGGAUGAUCAAUGAAAACAGGAUGCACCUGAGCAAAAUGUUGAGUCUCAUAGCAAAGGGGCUGAAUACUUAUGUAAAUAAGGUAUUUCUAUUUUUAAUUUUUAAUACAUUUGCUAACAUUUCUAAGAACCUGUUUUUCGCUUUGUCAUUAUGGGGUAUUAUGUGUAGAUUGAUGAGGAACAUUUAUUUAUUCAAUUUUAGAAUAAGGCUGUAACGUAACAAAAUAUGGAAAAAUGGAAAGGGUCUGAAUACUUUCCGAAUGCACUUUAUACGGUAUGAGUGUUUAUAUACUGUAUAUGAGUCUGUCUGUUGCUGUGGUAUAUAUAAGUGUUUGAAUGCCUGUGGUUCUGGUGUGACCCAGGGGCGUGGGAGUGGGAGCACCUUCAGGAGGCUGUGGGGGAGAAGCUGAAGAACUCUCUGGCCGUGGCUCAACUCAUGGACCGCAUCCGCUCCUUCCUGGGCAGAGACAAGGUGACCCAUGGCUUACAUGGAUUCACGCAUGCACAAACAAACACACACACACCCUGUGAUACCCUAUUCCCCCAUAUAACACAAUACAUGUGGCUCUGGUCAAAAGCAGUGCACUAGCAGUGCACUAAUUGAUUGAAUUGGGAUAAUGUUUACUCUCAGAUUGAGCAAAGGGGAAUGGGAUGUGGGCUGCCUUAACAUCAGGAGACAUGUGACAUGCAGGGUCAUAAUUAGAUUAGGCUUGAGUUCCUUCUAUUUCAAUUCCAUCAGAAGUGAAGUGUCAUUUUUGCACUCAUUAUUUUCACGUAGCAUUUCUCAAUACAAGUCAUACGUUUGGUUCCAAUCCGUCUCCAGGAUUCACUAAGCAGUGAUUUGUUUACUCUAAACCAGCAGUCUCUGGCUAUAUUCACCAUGCGAGCGAUGUUAUAUCACUGCAGCAUAAUGAAGCAAAUGGGUUUGAUAUGCAGACUGCUCUGGAAACGAGCCUGCCUGCCAGUCUGUUUCAGCAUUAGCCAGCUCCAUUGAGGCGGUCUUGGCAGGGAGGGCAGGGACAGUGGAGUUGGCUGCUGCUGAGGCAGGCUUGCAGACAGGCUAUUUCUAUGCCACGGGGGAGGUGGAGAUGGAAGCUCAGAAUGAAUAGCACUCAUGGUAGUAAAUACCAACAGUGGUGGAAUCCUCAGACAUAACCCACGCUGUGUGUGCCUGUAUGUGUGUGUGUUUGUGCUUGCAUGUGUAUGUACGCAUGUGCUCGCCUGUGUGUGUGUGUAGGGCCCCAGGGACACGCCUAAUGCUCGUCCCCCCCAGCUUGGUCCUCAGUCUCUGGUCAACCUCUUCAACUCUCCUCUCUACUCUGAUGUCAUCUUCAUGGUGCAAGGCAAGUACACACACACACACCAAGUCACCUUUUUUUAUUACAGAUGAUUAACUUAUUUCCUCACUGGGGGCCCUCAGGUAGUCAGUCCAUUUCAUUAUUGCACCAGAGAAGAAAAUGGCAUCAACAUAUUUAGGGUGCCUCGAAUGACACUUGAUAUACAAUAGUCACAGUGCUUUAGACAUUCAUGCCAGAUUUUGUACAAUUAUUCUGUUUUGUUUAUAAGAGCUCAGUAAUGUUAAAGACACCCUGAUAUUAUGUUUACAGAUUUUAUUUUAUGUUCACAAUUUUAUAAAUGCCUUUGCUGCAGCAACGGUACAUUGUUUUUAUGACAAACUCUCUCGCAGGGUGAUGCCAAGCUCCAAGUUCAUAAGCAAUCAUCUACAAUAACCCAUGUAAUGAAAUAUAUAUAUAUAUAUAUAUAUACAAAAAUAUGCCCCUGACACUUCAAAUGUAUCCACUUUACAGCACGUCCUUCACCUGCGCUGCACCCAACUAUAGAGAGGGCUGUCAUAAGAGUGACACAAUGCCUGUCAGACUUCAAGACAACCAUUAUGUCAUGCUUUAUAGUUGUCAUAAGCUCUGGGUUAAUUUAAACGACCCGUUCUGAAAGGCAUCAAUUCAUAACUAUGACAGUUUUAGAUUCAUUACGCCUUGCACCUAGACUGUGCAUGAGCAGAUCAUUCGGUAGACGUGAUUGUCUGAUGUGAAGCUGUAAUGUAGAGGCUUUUCUGUUUAUUUCGAGAAAAGUACAAAAUACAGAGAAUAGCUGUGGCUAUUAUCCUCAGCUGUAUCGUGAAGAGACUAAAAACCUUCCCCCUUACAACAGCGGUAUGUCAGGGUGUGAUUAGCAACGCGUUACCGAAAGCUAUUUCUCUUCACCUGAACCAUCAUUCAACCCCUCUCCUCCUGCAACUCUUCCCCAAGGCUUAGCUGGGAAGGAAAAUGUAUUCUCAACAAGGUAACCUGGUAAAAUAAGGAUUACAUUUAAAAAUAGACUGUGUUUCAGGGAGUGUGUUACCAGCUCACCGGGCGGUCCUGGUGGCUCGCUGCGAUGUCAUGGCGGCCAUGUUCAGCGGGAAGUACGCGGAGGCACGGAGUCGGGUGGUGCCCAUCCACGGAGUCUCCUCUGACACCUUCCUCUCCUUCCUGGAGUAUCUCUACACAGACACCUGCUGUCCCGGUGGGUCCACUGCUGCAGGGCGGGAAAAAAACAGGCACUUUGUAUACAGUGAGGGAAAAAAGUAUUUAAUCCCCUGCUGAUUUUGUAUGUUUGCCCACUGACAAAGACAUGAUCCGUCUAUAAUUUUAAUGGUAGGUUUAUUUGAACAGUGAGAGACAGAAUAACAACAAAAUAAUUCAGAAAAACGCAUGUCAAAAAUGUUAUAAAUUGAUUUGCAUUUUAAUGAGGGAAAUAAGUAUUUGACCCCUCUGCAAAACAUGACUUAGUACUUGGUGGCAAAACCCUUGUUGGCAAUCACAGAGGUCAGAUGUUUCUUGUAGUUGGCCACCAGGUUUGCACACAUCUCAGGAGUGAUUGUGUUCCACUCCUCUUUGCAGAUCUUCUCCAAGUCGUUUGGCAACUCGAACCUUCAGCUCCCUCCACAGAUUUUCUAUGGGAUUAAGGUCUGGAGACUGGCUAGGCCACUCCAGGACCUUAAUGUGAUUCUUCUUGAGCCACUCCUUUGUUGCCUUGGCCGUGUGUUUUGGGUCAUUGUCAUGCUGGAAUACCCAUCCAUGAACCAUUUUCAAUGCCCUGGCUGAGGGAAGGAGGUUUUCACCCAAGAUUUGAUGGUACAUGGCCCAGUCCAUCGUCCCUUUGCUGCGGUGAAGUUGUCCUGUCCCCUUAGCAGAAAAACACCCCUAAAGCAUAAUGUUUCCACCUCCAUGUUUGACGAUGGGGAUGGUGUUCUUGGGGACAUAGGCAGCAUUCCUCGUCCUCCAAACAUGGCGAGUUGAGUUGAUGCCAAAUAGCUCGAUUUUGGUCUCAUCUGACCACAACACUUUCACCCAGUUUUCCUCUGAAUCAUUCAGAUGUUCAUUGGCAAACUUCAGACGGCCCUGUAUAUGUGCUUUCUUGAGCAGGGGGACCUUGCGGGCACUGCAGGAUUUCAGUCCUGAUCAUUGCAACUCCACGAGGUGAGAUCUUGCAUGGAGCCCCAGGCCGAGGGAGAUUGACAGUUAUUUUGUGUUUCUUCCAUUUGCGGAUAAUCGCACCAACUGUUGUCACCUUCUCACCAAGCUGCUUGCCGAUGGUCUUGUAGCCCAUUCCAGCCUUGUGUAGGUCUACAAUCUUGUCCCUGACAUCCUUGGAGAGCUCUUUGGUCUUGGCCAUGAUGGAGAGUUUGGAAUCUGAUUGAUUGAUUGCUUCUGUGGACAGGUGUAUUUCAUACAUGUAACAAGCUGAGAUUAGGAGCACUCCCUUUAAGAGUGUGCUCCUGAUCUCAGCUCGUUACCUGUAUAAAAGACACCUGGGAGCCAGAAAUCUUUCUGAUUGAGAGGGGGUCAAAUACUUAUUUCCCUCAUUAAAAUGGAAAUCAAUUAAUAACAUUUUUGACAUGCGUUUUUCUGGAUUGUUUUGUUGUUAUUCUGUCUCUCACUGUUCAAAUAAACCUACCAUUAAAAUUAUAGACUGAUCAUUUCAUUGUCAGUGGGAAAACGUACAAAAUCAGCAGGCGAUCAAAUACUUUUUUCCCUCACUGUAGGUCCCACUCCGGGUAGACAUGGGUUAGGCCUAGACAUGGUCUUGAGACCAGGGGUGGCCAAACCAUCAUUCUGGAGAGCUAUUGUUCCAACCUUGCUCUAACUUAUGUUGUGUUUAGUUGAUACGAGUAAUACGGUAGACGGCAAACCGGAUGUCAUUGUUUUCAAUGAGAGCACGAAGGUAAAUGCCGUUGAGGCUGGCGUUGAAUGCCGUCAGCCGUCACGGUAGACGGGACUUGCCACCCUCUUUCUUACUUUCUUGUCCCACUAUACCAAAUGGUAUGACGUUCUUUUCCGUCCCUUGUCUAAACGCAGCAUAACACUCAGUAUUCAGCCAAUUAAGGUCCUUAUUAUGAGCAGCUGAUUCCCUAGAAACAGAUGUGAUUCAGCAGGGCUGGAGCAAAAGCCUGUACACCCAGUAGAACAGAAUCCUAAAGUUCAGAUAGAAAUGUAACGAAUAGAGCUGUCGUGUUGAAUAGACUGAGAACCAUGCCUGUUCUGUGUGGUGUAUUUCUAGUUGCAACCUGUCAGUGAACAAGCCCCGGGUCCACUGCAGUGGAGGCUGUUGAGGGGAGGACGGCUCCUCUAACCAUUACCACGAGCCCGUCCUCCCCAAUUAAUGUGCCGCCAACCUCCUGUGGUCCACUAUAAUAAUCUCAGCCUCAUUGCAAAAUGUAUAGAAUAGCAUGAGAUUAGCUAUAAAACUGCAAAUGUUUCUUGCUGUCCCAUGCCAAUAUGUGUAGAAAUGCAGGAAAUUUGCUUUAGCUCAGACUAGGGGUGUAACAGUUCACCAAACCCAGUUUGGUUUGGUUUCAGUAGUAAAUGUUUGUUCAUUUAAGAAAAGAUAAAGUGUUGGUAUUCCUGUUUCCAUAUACAGUAUGAUCAUGGGUCAUGUAAUGAUGAGAGCACAAUCAGGAAUACCAACACUUUGUAUUUUCUUAAAUGAAAACACGAUUACUCAUCAAUAACAACACUAAAAUAAAGUGCAACAUGCAUGUGAAAUCAAUAUAUAACAUGGCUCAGAUAUUGUAUAAUGGUUUCUUACAAAGAAGAAAAAAAAAGGUGUGACUCUCAUAAAGGGGGCGUGUCUGUAGAACGGUACUUCUCAUUUCCCACUCCGGGGUAAUGUGAUGGCCUAUCACUAUUAAGUAGCUCUCUGUGUCCAUCCAUCUGUAUUAAGCAAAACACAGGGUGCAUUGGCCAAUUCAUUGACAACUUCGGCUUUAGUUUGCUUAUAUAGACCGGAUACUACCAGUUUGCUGAAAUGGGUGCGAGAGAGCGAAGUUCGUAACGUUGUUUGAGCACUUUCAUGAGGUGCUGAAACCCCCUAUUCUUCUCAACCACAGAAAAUGGGCGCAUAUCCGCGGCCAGGGGUGCACAUUUUACUGGGGACGGGGGGGACAUGUCCCCCCCACAUUCUGAAAUUGCAUUUUUGGCCCCCCCAAUUUUAUCAUUGGAAUGUGAUACAAAACGUGGCAACGGUGUGCUUUAGGACCAUGUGGACGCCUCAGAGCGGUCAGGUAGGCUGUUUGGAGUGUUUAUCCGACUGGAUAUAUAUACAGUUGAAGUCGGAAGUUUACAUACACUUAGGUUGGAGCCAUUAAAACUUGUUUUUCAACCACUCUACAAAUGUCUUGUUAACAAACUAGAGUUUUGGCAAGUCAGUUAGGACAUCUACUUUGUGCAUGACACAAGUAAUUUUUCCAACAAUUGUUUACAGACAGAUUAUUUCACUUAUAAUUCACUGUAUCACAAUUCCAGUGGGUCAGAUGUUUACAUACACUAAAUUGACUUUAAACAGCUUGGGAAAUUCCCGAAAAUGAUGUCAUGGCUUUAGAAGCUUCUGAUAGGCUAAUUGACAUAAUUUGAGUCAAUUGGAGGUAUACCUGCGGAUGUAUUUCAAGGCCUACCUUCAAACUCAGUACCUUUUUGCUUGACAUCAUGGGAAAAUCAAAAGAAAUUAGCCAAGACCUCAGAAAAAGAAUUGUAGACCUCCACAAGUCUGGUUCAUCCUUGGGAGCAAUUUCCAAACGCCUGAAGGUACCACGUUCAUCUGUACAAACAAUAGUACGCAAGUAUAAACAGCAUGGGACCACGCAGCCGUCAUACCGCUCAGGAAGGAGACUCGUUCUGUCUCCUAGAGAUGAACGUACUUUGGUGCGAAAAGUGCAAAUCAAUCCCAGAACAACAGCAAAAGACCUUGUGAAGAUGCUGGAGGAAACAGGUACAAAAGUAUCUAUAUCUACAGUAAAACGAGUCCUAUAUCGACAUAACCUGAAAGGCCGCUCAGCAAGGAAGAAGCCACUGCUCCAAAACCGCCAUAAAAAAGCCAGACUACAGUUUGAAACUGCACAUGGGGACAAAGAUCGUACUUUUUGGAGAAAUGUCCUCUAGUCUGAUGAAACAAAAAUAGAACUGUUUGGCCAUAAUGACCAUCGUUAUGUUUGGAGGAAAAAGGGGACUGCUUGCAAGCCAAAUAACACCAUCCCAACUGUGAAGCAUGGGGGUGGCAGCAUCAUGCUGUGGGGGUGCUUUGCUGCAGGAGGGACUGGUACACUUCACAAAAUAGAUGGCAUCAUGAGGAAGGAAAAUUAUGUGGAUAUAUUGAAGCAACAUCUCAAGACAUCAGUCAGGAAGUUAAAGCUUGGUCGCAAAUGGGUCUUCCAAAUGGACAAUGGACCCAAGCAUACUUCCAAAGUUGUGGCAAAAUGGCUUAAGGACAACAAAGUCAAGGUAUUGGAGUGGCCAUCACAAAGCCCUGACCUCAAUCUUAUAGAAAAUGUGUGGGCAGAACUGAAAAAGCUUGUGCGAGCAAGGAGGCCUACAAACCUGACUCAGUUACACCAGCUCUGUCAGGAGGAAUGGGCCAAAAUUCCCCCAACUUAAUGUGGGAAACUUGUGGAAGGCUACCUGAAACGUUUGACCCAAGUUAAACAAUUUAAAGGCAAUGCUACCAAAUACUAAUUGAGUGUAUGUAAACUUCUGACCCACUGGGAAUGUGAUGAAAUAAAUAAAAGCUGAAAUAAAUAAUUAUCUCUAUUAUUCUGACAUUUCAUAUUCUUCAAAUAAAGUGGUGAUCCUAACUGACCUAAGACAGCAAAUUUUUACUAGGAUUAAAUGUCAGGAAUUUUGAAAAACGGAGUUUAAAUGUAUUUGGCUAAGGUGUAUGUAAACUUCUGACUUCAACUAUGUAUACAGUGGGGAGAACAAGUAUUUGAUACACUGCUGAUUUUGCAGGUUUUCCUACUUACAAAGCAUGUAGAGGUCUGUAAUUGUUAUCAUAUGUACACUUCAACUGUGAGAGACGGAAUCUAAAACAAAAAUCCAGAAAAUCACAUUGUAUGAUUUUUAAGUAAUUAAUGUGCAUUUUAUUGCAUGACAUAAGUAUUUGAUCACCUACCAACCAGUAAGAAUUCCGGCUCUCACAGACCUGUUAGUUUUUCUUUAAGAAGCCCUCCUGUUCUCCACUCAUUACCUGUAUUAACUGCACCUGUUUGAACUCGUUACUUGUAUAAAAGACACCUGUCCACACACUCAAUCAAACAGACUCCAACCUCUCCACAAUGGCCAAGACCAGAGAGCUGUGUAAGGACAUCAGGGAUAAAAUUGUAGACCUGCACAAGGCUGGGAUGGGCUACAGGACAAUAGGCAAGCAGCUUGGUUAGAAGGCAACAACUGUUGGCGCAAUUAUUAUAAAAUGGAAGAAGUUCAAGAUGACGGUCAAUCAUCCUCGGUCUGGGGCUCCAUGCAAGAUCUCACCUCGUGGGGCAUCAAUGAUCAUGAGGAAGGUGAGGGAUCAGCCCAGAACUAAACGGCAGGACCUGGUCAAUGACCUGAAGAGAGCUGGGACCACAGUCUCAAAGAAAACCAUUAGUAACACACUACGCCGUCAUGGAUUAAAAUCCUGCAGCGCACGCAAGGUCCCCCUGCUCAAGCCAGCGCAUGUCCAGGCCCGUCUGAAGUUUGCCAAUGACCAUCUGGAUGAUCCAGAGGGGGAAUGGGAGAAGGUCAUGUGGUCUGAUGAGACAAAAAUAUAGCUUUUUGGUCUAAACUCCACUCGCCGUGUUUGGAGGAAGAAGAAGGAUGAGUACAACCCCAAGAACACCAUCCCAACCGUGAAGCAUGGAGGUGGAAACAUCAUGCUUUUCUGCAAAGGGGACAGGACGACUGCACCCUAUUGAGGGGAGGAUGGAUGGGGCCAUGUAUCGCGAGAUCUUGGCCAACAACCUCCUUCCCUCAGUAAGAGCAUUGAAGAUGGGUCGUGGCUGGGUCUUCCAGCAUGACAACGACCCGAAACACACAGCCAGGGCAACUAAGGAGUGGCUCCGUAAGAAGCAUCUCAAGGUCCUGGAGUGGCCUAGCCAGUCUCCAGACCUGAACCCAAUAGAAAAUCUUUGGAGGGAGCUGAAAGUCCGUAUUGCCCAGCGACAGUCCCGAAACCUGAAGGAUCUGGAGAAGGUCUGUAUGGAGGAGUGGGCCAAAAUCCCUGCUGCAGUGUGUGCAAACCUGGUCAAGACCUACAGGAAACGUAUGAUCUCUGUAAUUGCAAACAAAGGUUUCUGUACCAAAUAUUAAGUUCUGCUUUUCUGAUGUAUCAAAUACUUAUGUCAUGCAAUAAAAUGCAAAUUAAUUACUUUAAAAUCAUACAAUGUGAUUUUAUGGAUUUUUGUUUUAGAUUCCGUCUCUCACAGUUGAAGUGUACCUAUGAUAAAAAAUUACAGACCUCUACAUGCUUUGUAAGUAGGAAAACCUGCAAAAUCGGCAGUGUAUCAAAUACUUGUUCUCCCCACUGUAUAUAUAUAUAUAUUUUUAAAUAAUGCCCCCCCCCCCCCACCAUUUUAAAACCAAAGUUGCGACGUCGCGGCUUAAACAUCCAAUCAAUCUCUUGUAAUUUAUUUGUCCUCAGAAUCUCGAGGGCCUUGAAUGCAGAGGGAGAUGAAGUGUGUUGUUUUUUUUGUUUCCGUCUGCUCUGUUGUAAGAAGCUGGGUGAGUCGAAAUGACAUGUUGAGUGUUGGCAGGUGUUAGCUUUCUAUGACAUGGCAACAUACUCUUCGCAUCGCCUUUAAUCUAUGGAAACACAAAUGUUCACAAAACGGGAUUAUGAAAUCUCCUCCAACCGCCACCCUACGCCAUCUACAUAACUAGCUCCCAGCUACGACUCACAAAAGGACAGAUUGAAAUGCGCCAAUGAAGAUCAGAAUUUUGAGAAUGUGCACAUAGACUCUGAAAUGUUUUUUUAGCUCAGAUUUAGUCAAGCCUAUAGGCUAAAUUUUAAUAUAUUUUUUGAUGUAUUCAGUCGGAUCACAUGCGGACCGACAGAGGUCCCGUACCAACGGUUCGGUCGAAUACGUGUACGUUAAACCCUAGCCAGACUUGAGGGCCCCGUGAACUCUGGUACGCCACUGCCCGGAUCCUCAGUGCUGCUCAGCAGAAGCUGUGAAAUGAUUGACGGUGUUUCAGCUCAUGUAAACAUAUCUCUUAGCCCGAGGUUCGACUGUGCUCCCAAAACAUUGACAGCUGGGGGGGAUCAAAAAUUGGAGUUGUGACCAAAUGAUUAUGAAUAGAUUUUGCUGAUUUGUUUGAAGGGUGAGCUGUUAUCUUAUAGUUGGUUUAUUUUUCACAGCUGUGUGUGUGUGUGUCUGUGUGUGUAAUGUGAUAUGAUUGACAGUACAGCAAAUGGAGACAUUUGACUGCAGUCUGUGUGAUUUAUAAAUCACAACAAUGGCGUGGAUUUCAACCACAAUUUAUGAUCAAAUCUGUGCAUGAGUAUGAUGAUUUUCUAAAUGAGGCUCCAGUAUGUUUGACAGUGUCUCUCUGUAUGUGUGUCCAGCCAGUGUGUUGCAGGCGAUGGCCGUGCUGGUCUGUGCAGAGAUGUACCAGGUGAAGCGCCUGCAGCACCUGUGUGAGGUGUGUGUGUGUGCCUACCUCCAAAGCAUGCCUAGCCGAGAGCUGGCAUCAACUGGCAUCAGUGUGAUCCGCCUUCUCCGUAGGGCUAAGGUAAGUGUGUGAGAUAUUCUCCAUUUCAAAUAAACGCCUAGUCCUUAACCUCGUGGCACUCCUGUAGAUCUGAAACGUUUGAUAGGUGUGAGCAAUAUGGUGAAGAUUCUCAUACCCGUCAUAUUCUUUCAAAUCUACCAACCUGGCCUCAGGGCAAUUAAUAGGAUUUGGGACAUUUAUUUGUAUCCCUCCAUUUAGUAUGAUAUGUUACAUUACGAAUGGAAUAGUAGUAGUACAACAUCAUUCGAAUUGGAGGACGUAUAGUAUCAUACCCGGUCGUACAAUAUCAUACGAAUUGGAUGAUGUUACAUAUCAUACAUCUUGCGUCGUUAGCAUCUGUGGCUAACGUUAGUGGAUAACGCAGCAGGUUAGGAGAACUAACGUAGCAGGUUAGUAGAAUAAGGUUAAGGUGAGGAAAAGGUUAAGGGUUAGCUAAAAUGCUACAGUCGUCCCCGACACGACUCGAACAUGCAACCUUUGGGUUGCUAGACGGUCGUGUUAUCUGCCAACCCAUCCUCCCCAACCAACUGCCCUACUUUUUGUUUUUAUCUUAAGUAACCAUAACCAUUAUUUUAUUCGUAACGUAACACAUCAUAGUAAAUAGAGGUACACAAAUGUAAGUAACAUAUCCUACGUCUGUUUAAUGUGGUCAGGCUGCAUUUACAGGAGUGCCUAGGGGAAGGAUUUGGGAUUCAGUAAGAGAGUAGGUGUGUUCUGACACAAAAUAGCUUAUCUUCAGUAGCAUCCACCACAUCACGUUCCACUCAGUGGAGAUGUAGAGUGAGCGAAGACAAGGAAAGGAAGUCACUUCAGACUAUUGAGAUGAUGCACCCCUUGACGUUUCAACAAUGUUUCUAAUAUUAAAUGAUUAAAUAAUAGUAUUUUUUUUUGUGAUCCUUACCACAACCUGAGAGGAUUUGGUUGAUGAAAGCAACUUGUACCGUACGCUGUAAAAGAUUAACCCACCAAUGUGCUAUCACCUAUCCAGUUCUUUCAGGUCAUUGGUUUAAAAACACUGGAGGCAGGGAAAGCAGAGAAUAUGCAUGCAUGCACGCACAUUGCACAUGUACAGGGUUGGAAAAUGUCAUUUUCCGUGUGGAAGUCAUUGCUGGUGUUAGAAUAUACAGGGUGGAAUAAAUUAUCUUCAAUAGUUACACAAUACAUCUUUGCUCAAAUAGCUGACUGUUCCCCUCUCUCCUUCUACCUCUUUCUCUCUUACAGUGCCACAAUGCAGAGCAGCUGUACGUAUGGCUCCUCCACUUCAUAGCCAAUAACUACCUAAUCUUCAGUCACAAGCCAGACUUCCUGGAGCUCUCAGGUGAGAAAUCAUCGGACACAGGACAGGUUAUUGGACAUAUCGAUAACUCAAACCAACUUACUAAGUAUGACUGGUGUUGCAAAAUCGAUGCUUCGACCCACUAAGCAAAUGGGCACGCAUGAGUCACCAUAAGCUAAAGCUGUUGUGAAAGCUAAUGACAUUUUAAUGACAGAUUUGUGUAGACCGUAUGAUAAAGGGAAGUAGUGAAGUGUAACCCAUAUAGGCAUACUGUCAGUUUUGAUAGCAUAUUAAGUAGAGGACAUAUUAAUUCUGAAAGGGGACAUAUUGCAGGUCAAAUAAGCAGUUAUGAUUGAUGAUGUAGUGAAAUAGUGGAUUAUCAUAGCAUGUAAAAACCAUUUACACACCUUUAUAUUUUCUAAAUAGAGCUUGCACACCUAUGAUGCUAAAUUAGCAUUGUUAGCAUUUACCUUUCUUGCUGCUCUUCAAGCCACUACAUCCCUGGUUAUGACAUAUUUAUAAAGCACACACUGGUUAAUAAGCACACAGGGCAGGUUUAGUAGCAUCUAGAACAGGUUUAUUUCCAUUAACAAUGUUUUCAUCGUACACCAGUGCUUAUUUAAGGUCAAAUGGACGGGUCUGGAAGGGCACAAGUGAAGUGAUACACGAUACAAAGACUAAACAGUACUACGCAAUAUUACUGACAUUGGUCCAGCUCUUGGGUGUAAACACAAGUGUAUCAGGCAGAGCAUGCAUGUGGCUUGAUGAUGGCUUUAUAGAAAUAUUGAUUUAGGCAAUGAUGGAUAGAAAUAAAUACUGCCACUGUGUGUGUGUGCGUGUCCAUGUGUGUGUGAGAGAGCGGGGUGACAUGAUAUCGUCACGGCAACCUUAUGUUUUUGUUGUCUCGGUUGACAGAGGAGGAGCGGGAACAGGUGGAGAGACUGCGCUGGCCUUCCCGAGGGUACCUGCAGGAACUGAGCGAGUACCAGCAGCGUCGACGCAAACUCAAGAAGUCCCGCUGCCUCGUCAUGUGA